UAAAAUAAAAAGUUUAAACAAGCUAUACUUUAAUCGUAAACAUACUGGCGACAGGCCAUCUAUCCCAGAGAAAUAAAAAUGUUUUUCAUAAAAUUGGUUUUUAUUAUUUUUAUUGGGAAAUGCUUUGAAAACGUGAUAUUUGCAGCUUACAAUCCAAUGCUAACUUAUACGAUACGAUUUCAAAAAUUGUAUUUUCAACCCAAUUUCACUGGAAAUUAUACAAUCAACAAAUACAGAGAAAAGGAAUUCGUUAAUGGAUAUAUUGCACUUGACUCGCCAGUACCAUUAGAAAAGCUUGUCGUAGUAUUUCAACGUUGUAAUCCAGAAGGUGUAAACUGUGAAUAUUUUCAAUCAUGGACUUUAAACGAUCUUUGCCCUAAAUUAAAGGACAAGAAUCAAAUAUGGUCCAGUUGGUACAGAGCAUUUGAUCCACAACCAAAUUGUCCAGUAACAAAAGUGAAUUCUUUUAUACGAAAUGGAACUAUUGAUUUUGCGCCAGCGGUUCGAUGGUAUCCCGAUAUUGUUAACUAUCAAUGGAAAGUGACACAAAAAUUUUAUGCUGCAGGUGAACGUUAUAUAGGUAGUUACACGUUUGAUUUAUCAGUGUUUGGCUACAGGAAAAGAAACAUUAAACAAUCAAAAGAAUAAAAUGUAAUUCAUUUUACGCAUACAGAUAUUUUACAAUUUAUUU
This is a messenger RNA of Rhopalosiphum maidis (corn leaf aphid), 691 nucleotides long. RefSeq lists its product as uncharacterized. Lineage: Eukaryota; Metazoa; Arthropoda; Insecta; Hemiptera; Aphididae. The record is from RefSeq and is a predicted model, not a curated record. The coding region runs from base 79 to 648 and encodes 189 amino acids. The transcript has 4 exons.